Messenger RNA from Brassica oleracea var. oleracea, 2793 nucleotides. RefSeq names its product protein BRASSINOSTEROID INSENSITIVE 1. Gene Ontology annotation, molecular function: protein binding. Lineage: Eukaryota; Viridiplantae; Streptophyta; Magnoliopsida; Brassicales; Brassicaceae. The record is from RefSeq and is a predicted model, not a curated record.
AUGUUGGUGUUCUUUGUACCUCGAUUUUUCUUCAUAACAUGGGUUAUUGUAGUUUCCCUACAGAUGCAUGGAUAUAGAAGUUGCCUCGAGAAGGAAAGGAAGGGAUUGUUAGAGCUGAAUGCCUAUGUCAACUCCGAGUUUCCGUAUGAUUGGCCUAAUGACACGGACAGCGACUGCUGCCAAUGGGAAAGAGUCAAGUGUAAUUUUACAACUGGAAGUGUGGUUGGCCUCUUCUUAAAUUCUACAUACACCGUUCGUCCCCUGCUAAAUAUUUCAUUGCUCUAUCCUUUUGGUGAACUAAAGACUCUAAACUUAGAUUAUUUCAACUAUACAGGCUGCUGGUUCGAUAAUAUCCAUGGUUAUAAAAGCCUUGGGAAAUUGAAAAAGCUUGAGAUCCUUGAUCUAAGUCACAACUUCGUCAAUAACAAUGUCUUACCCUUUCUGAAUGCUGCUUCACCGCUUAAAACUUUGAUUCUUCAUGGUAAUAAUAUGAAAGGUCUUUUUCCGAUAAAAGAACUAAAAGAUUUGAAAAAUCUAGAACUGCUAGAUGUAAGCGGGAACAUGCUUAGUGGCCCUUUGCCAGGUUUUGCGGAUUUGCAUAAGCAAGCUUUGGAUUUAAGCGAAAACAAAUUUUCUGGAACAUUGGAAGAGCAAGGACUUUGUCAAUUGAAAAUUUUACGGGAGCUUGAUUUGAGUCGAAACGAGGUUAUUGGUCGACUUCCUCAGUGUUUUAGUAGCUUAACUAAACUCGAAGUUCUUGAUAUAUCUUCAAACAAAUUCAGUGGGACGAGUCCAUAUCUUAUCAGCAAUCCCACUUCUCUUCAGUACUUAUCUUUCUCAGAUAAUGAGUUUGAGGGUGUUUUCUCGGUGGAGUUAAUAACUAACCUCUCGAAACUCAAGGUGUUCAAACUUUCAUCAAGAACUAGUUUUCUGCAGAUAGAAAAUAAAAUACCAUUGCAACCGAGAUUUCAGUUGAGUGUCAUCGAGUUACAGUAUUGUAACUUGGAAACAGUUCCUAGAUUUCUUCAACACCAAAAAGAUUUGCGUCUGAUCAAUCUUUCCAACAACAAGUUGACCGGAAUAUCUCCAUCUUGGUUUCUGGAGAACUAUCCAAGACUUCAGGUUUUGCCUUUACAGAAUAACUCUUUCACCAUGCUUCAGUUGCCAAGACUACUACUUAAUCACAGUAUGCAGAUUUUGGAUGUAUCAUCCAAUAAGUUUGAUCAAGGCCUUCCAGAGAAUAUCAGACAAGUCCUUACAAAUAUAAGACACAUGAAUCUUUCCAAUAAUGGGUUUCAAGGGAAUCUGCCAUCUUCGUUUGGUGAGAUGAAAAAAUCUCAUAAUAGUUUCUCCGGGACUCUACCAAUGAAACUUCUUACUAGUUGUUACAAGCUGUUUACUUGGAAACUUUCAUACAAUAGUUUUACUGGUCAAAUUUUCUCACAACCAGCAAAGUUGGAGUCUUUGAUGGUUUUGAUUGCAGAUAACAAUCAAUUCACCGGAAUUGGAGAUGGGCUGCUUAAUUCAACGGGUCUAGUCUAUUUCGACUUGUCAAAUAAUCUUUUACAAGGUGUCAUCCCAAGCUGGUUUGGAGGCUUCCAUUUCAUGUAUUUUUCUGUUUCAGUUCUAAAAGGUACAAUACCAAGUUCACUCUUUAACAUACCCUUCAAACUUCUGGACCUCUCUAGAAACAAGUUUUCGGGGAGCUUGCCUUCCAACUUUAGUGGGAGGCAUAUGGGUCUGUUUUACUUGCACGACAAUGAGUUUCGUGGGCCGGUUCCAAGUACAUUGCUAGAAAAUGUCAUGCUCCUUGAUCUGCGUAAUAACAAGUUAUCCGGGACGAUCCCACAUUUUGUCAGCAAUAGAUAUAUUCUUUAUCUUUUGCUGAGCGGUAACACAUUAACUGGUCAUAUUCCUACUAGUCUUUGUGACCUGAAGAGCAUCAAGGUUUUGGAUCUUUCUAACAACAAAUUGAAUGGGUCUAUACCUUCAUGUCUUAACAAUGUAUCAUUUGGACGGAGCUUAGACUAUGAGAUAGAUCCUAAUCAUGGUGAUUCAUUUGGCAUUGCUGGUGGCGAUAAUGACUUGGAGGCGUAUUCUAUGUCCUUUGUUUCUAGGUUCCUGGAUUUACCACUUGAGUUUUAUCUAGAUUACUCAGGCUACUUGGAUUUUUCAGUGGAAUUUACAUCAAAGAGAAGAUAUGACUCUUACACUGGAGAAAGUUUUGACUUCAUAUUUGGACUGGAUUUUUCGGAUAAUGAACUUAGUGGUGAAAUCCCACGAGAGCUAGGAGAUCUUCAGAAAAUGCGUGCUUUGAAUCUGUCUUAUAAUUCCUUGUCAGGUCUAGUACCUGAAAGCUUCUCUAAUCUAACAGAUAAAGAGAGCAUUGAUCUUUCUUCCAACGUAUUGAACGGAUCAAUACCACAUAAUCUAACCAAGUUGGAUUAUUUGGUUAUAUUCAAUGUGUCACACAAUAACUUGUCAAGUUCUAUUCCAAGUCAAGGAAAAUUUUUAACUUUGGAUGAAACAAAUUACAUUGGUAAUCCUUUUCUCUGUGGAUCACCUGUAAAUAGAAGUUGUGAUGAUAACAAUACUACCGGUGAAAAGGAAACAAACUAUCGAAGAAAAGAUGGUGGUGUCGCAAUUGAUAUGGAGAUGUUCUACUGGAGCCUUGGAGCUAGCUACAGUGUGAUAUUGGUGACAUUUAUUGUGUUUCUUUGCUUUGAUUCAUCUUGGCGCCGAGCAUGGUUUCGCCUUGUUGAUGCUUUUAUAAAUUGUUUCAAAUGUGUUUAA